Molecule: messenger RNA, 2638 nt
Organism: Sander lucioperca (pikeperch)
Lineage: Eukaryota; Metazoa; Chordata; Actinopteri; Perciformes; Percidae
Gene: mks1
Product: MKS transition zone complex subunit 1
Exons: 18
Coding region: 337-2031 (564 amino acids)
Biological process (GO): cilium assembly
Cellular component (GO): MKS complex
Source: RefSeq, a predicted model, not a curated record
UUUGCGAACCGCCAAAAAAUCCAACCAAGAAGAAAACCUACAUAUCUCUAUGGCAACGACAACUAUCCAUUUGCAGUGCUAAUGUGUCCAUGACUGAAAACUUGUUAACUUGUUGUAGUAGCUGUUAAUUACAACAUUAACCGUUUAUUCGCUGACAUUCUUGCCGCGUACAUUUGCAAACGCUGCAAGCAGUUAGGUAACAAAUUGCAUGUCGUUGCGAGUACGAAAAAUACGAAAAAGUAGCUGCGUGCUAACUCUAGCUAACGACAAGUGCUAGCUUUGCUAACAUCAAAACAAUAGCGCUUUUUGAAUGUUUACUUGCUAAAUACGAACUUUAUGGCGGACAGUUGGAACACAGAUACCGGAGAAGCUGUGUAUCGGUCCCGGGAUGCUGUCAAAAACUUGAGAAUAAGGGUGCGUAUAGAGAAGGUGACCUCUACAGCAGUCCUCUCUCAGCACCUCCAGCAGCAAGUUCUGUCCCAGCAAGACAGAGGGGACAUUGAACUGGAAACCCUCACCUCAGGAGGCCAGACAGGUGAUAAUGAGGAGGAGCUGGUGGUGGGCUGGCAGGAGAAACUCUUUAGUCAGUAUGAGAUGGAGCUGUUCCAGAGCGAGGCAGCAUGUCAGACCCCUCUGGACCGUCAGUAUCACACAGAAGUCAAGGCCCUGAACAAGUCUAAGGGCCGUCGUAAUCACAGGAUUUUCACAUACACAGAUCAUGACCGCUACACCAGCUGUCUUCCAUUCCACCAACUGCAGCACUCCACUGACUUAUUGACCUCAACCAAAUCCAGCCCCACAUUCCUGGCUGAAAGGAUGGCCAGUGUGAGACACAGACGGCAGGACAGACGCACCAUGGAUUGUAGUAUUCCUAAAUCAAAGAUCGUCAACUGGGAGCCCACAGAGGAGUUUGUGAAGGGCAGUCAUGUGGUGAAUAAUGCCAUGCAGACCAUGCACAUCAUGGGAGACCUGGCUCCCCCUGGAAGGCUGGGCCAGAAAGAUAAUGAAUAUUUGCUGGUAACCAUAAAAACAGAUGGCAGCGGAACAGUCAUUAUAAAACCUGACUUCAACAAAGGCAAAGAGCCCUACAGGAUUGUAACAGCGGGGGAGAAGAGAGAAGUUUGGCGUCUCACUGUGGAGAAUGUAUGCACAGCCAUGCAACCAGAGGAACAGGAGAGGGAGCAGAACAUGUACAAAGACCUGUACGUACGGCACAAGGAGUACCUCAAUAGUCUUGUUGGACAGGACUUUGAGAUGCCUCCUGCAGGUAUUCUGCGUUACCUGAUGAAUGGUGAGAUAGUUUCAGCCAAAGGCUUUGAAUAUGAUAACUUAUACAUCCACUUCUUCAUGGAACUGCCCAACAAUUGGUCCAGCUUGCCCUUUCAGUCUCUCUCAGGUGUUACCCAGACCUGCCGGGCCAAAACAUUAGGGAAGGAAAAUGUAGCUUUCUUCAGUUACCCCUUUAGCUUUGAGGCUUUCUACAUGAGUGAAAAAGAGAGUGAGGAGUCAGUUCUCCAGUGGCCAGUGAUCUACUUCAAGGUUCUUUCUCUGGACUCCUGGCAGCGCUAUCGAACUGAAGGCUAUGGCUAUCUGCUUUUUCCUGCCGUGCCAGGUAAACAUACAAUAACAUGCCAUACGUGGAGACCCCUUCAGACGGGGACAGGCUCUGCACUGAGGCGCUUCUUUAUUGGAGGUUCUCCGGAGCUUGAAGACCACAGCUAUGUCAGAAUACCCGGGACCUUUAAGGGAGAGAGGCUAAGUCGCUUUGGCUUUUGCACUGAAACCACAGGAAGUGUCACCUUUAAUCUGCACUGCCUCCAGCAAGCCAGGGCCUUUGUUGAUGCCACCAUGUUGAAGAAGAGGAGGCAGAAAGUUUUUGACCAGCUGGGAGGAUUUAGUCAGCAAGGAGCUGUUUGCACCAUCCUGGAGGCCUUCCAGAGGGCCAGGAGAAAGAUGCAUGAGGCCAGAGAAAGUCUUCCAAGAGACCUCGUCAACACCACCUCCCAACUCCAGAUCGAAUCCUCUGCAUAGGCGUGAAAAACGGUGAAGAACUGUCACUCUGUCAAAUACAUGAAAACAACCAAAUGACUUACAGCUACCAUGUAGAAUAGUAGCAACAUUACCAGCAAGUAUGAGUUGCCAUUUUUAAAUAUUGCACAUUUAGGGCGUGUUCACACCUAUAAUGAGGGGGUCUGGGUAUGCGAGUUUGGUCUGCUUUUGGUGCACAUCUGAGUGCGAUUGCUGCAUUCACACCUGCCCAAACGAACCGCACCAAGGGGGAAAACAAACUCAAGUGUGAUUUAACUGAACUAAAAGAGGCAGGUGUGAAAGCCUCCAUACUGUGUUUUGGUGAUAAGACUAUGAUAUACUGUAACAAGUCAGAGAGAACGGCCUUUUUGCAAUUUAAUUUUUGUAAAGAAUAAGGUUUGUAAGGUGAUUAUGGAGUAAAUAUGGAUUUAUGUGGUAAUUAAUAUGGAGCAAGCCAAUAUGCCUACUAAGUAUGGUAUCACCAUGUAUUGUGUUCUUUGUACAGUCACUGUUUGUCUCAGAUUUGGGUAAAUAGUCUUAUUUUCAGAGUUGUAGACAGUGAGGUUUUUAAAAACUGAUGCAACACAGAAAAUAAAAUACUUUUUAUACU